AUGGCUAAUCUUUUAUUGUUCAUUACUGGAUCAUUCUUCAAGCUGUGUUCUUUCAGCCUUUUGAUUCUCUUCUUGAUUUCUUGCUCAAGUUUCCCCUCAACAGAAGCCUAUGAUCCUCUGGACCCAAAUGGGAAUAUCACAAUCAAAUGGGAUAUCAUGAGCUGGACGUCUGAUGGCUAUGUUGCAGUGGUUACAAUUUAUAAUUUCCAGCAAUACCGUCAUAUACAAGCACCAGGGUGGAAACUAGGUUGGACAUGGGCUAAGAAGGAGGUGAUUUGGAGCAUGAUGGGAGGGGAAACAACUGAACAAGGGGAUUGUUCAAGAUUCAAAGGUAACAUUCCACAUUGCUGUAACAAGCACCCAACUGUUGUGGAUUUAUUGCCAGGAACUCCUUACAAUCAGCAGAUUGCAAAUUGCUGUAAAGGGGGAGUGCUAAACUCAUGGGCACAAGAUCCAGCCACUGCAGCAAGCUCAUUCCAGCUGAGUGUAGGUCAAUCCGGUACCACAAAUAAGACAGUAAGAGUUCCUGUGAACUUCACUUUGAAGGCACCAGGGCCCGGUUAUACUUGUGGACCAGCAAAAAUUGUGAAACCCAGUAGAUUUGUUACUCCGGAUGGAAGAAGAGAAACACAAGCUAUGAUGACAUGGAAUGUUACAUGCACAUAUUCACAAUUCCUAGCUCAGGAAGCACCUAGUUGUUGUGUCUCUUUCUCAUCCUUCUACAAUGACACCAUAGUACCGUGCUCUAAAUGUGCUUGCGGCUGCCAAAAUACUUCUCAGCCAGGGAGCUGUGUGGAGUCAAAAGCUUCACAUAUAGCGCCGGUUGCCAGCAGCUAUACCCCUUUGGUCCGAUGUACAAGCCAUAUGUGUCCGGUGAGAGUUCAUUGGCAUAUUAAGCUUAACUACAAGGAGUACUGGCGGGUUAAGAUCACCAUUACUAAUUUCAAUUACAACAUGAACUAUACACAGUGGAACUUAGUUGUGCAACAUCCCAACUUUGACAAUCUGACUCAGAGUUUCAGCUUUAACUAUAAGUCCAUAACACCAUAUACAGCAAUAAACGAUACUGCCAUGUUAUGGGGUGUUAAAUUCUACAAUGAUAUGCUUUUGGAAGCUGGUCCACUUGGUAAUGUGCAAUCAGAGUUACUUUUCCGAAAGGAUAAAGCAACUUUCACUUUUGAGGAAGGUUGGGCUUUUCCGAGAAGGAUCUAUUUCAAUGGAGAUAAUUGUGUUAUGCCACCUCCUAAUGUUUAUCCUGGGUUGCCUAAUGCCUGUUCCCACCAGCUUACCUCCGCACUUGGUCUGUUGGUGACUCUCUUGGCAGCUAUGGCGUUAUUAUUUGGACAUGCAUGAACAUCAAUCAUUUUUAUUCUAUAACAACUGGUAUAUACUAGUUUGACCGAAUCAAUUCAACUAUAGAACAUAGGAUUGGCAUUUCAAGGUGAAGGUGCUUUCUAUUUGAUGUAUGGUUAGCUAAUUCACUAUGAUUUGAUCAUUUGUGCUGUUGUAUGCAUGUUCAUUUCUGCACUUAGCCAUCUUGAUUGUAGAAUUUCCUCCAUAUUUUACUACAGUGGUAACAAAAUAAGUCAU
This is a messenger RNA of Gossypium arboreum, 1590 nucleotides long. Its product is annotated as COBRA-like protein 1. The record is from RefSeq and is a predicted model, not a curated record. NCBI's taxonomy places the organism in Eukaryota, Viridiplantae, Streptophyta, Magnoliopsida, Malvales, Malvaceae. Gene Ontology annotation, biological process: cellulose microfibril organization; plant-type cell wall cellulose biosynthetic process. The coding region runs from base 1 to 1353 and encodes 450 amino acids. The transcript is spliced from 6 exons. Gene Ontology annotation, cellular component: plasma membrane.